This is a messenger RNA of Bicyclus anynana (squinting bush brown), 2142 nucleotides long. It is a transcript of the gene Ssk, whose product is annotated as protein snakeskin. The transcript has 4 exons. Gene Ontology annotation, biological process: septate junction assembly. The record is from RefSeq and is a predicted model, not a curated record. Bases 971 to 1444 code for a protein of 157 amino acids. NCBI's taxonomy places the organism in Eukaryota, Metazoa, Arthropoda, Insecta, Lepidoptera, Nymphalidae.
AGUCAGAAUUGAAAUAUGAAAUGUAUGAAUCAGGUUUGCUUGGUCCUAUUCCACUAAAUAUAGGCCUGUCUAUAAAUCGACGUACAUACAUUGGCUGAAUUAAUCGGAUUAAAGUAUGCAAUAGCAAAAAUAUAGAAUAACUUUAGCAAAUAUGGCACAUAUUAUCAUCUAACGGCAGUCAACUUAACGCAUUACUUUCUUUAAGUCUGAAGUACGGUUUACGUAAAAUUAUAGGCACGUGGGACUUAGCACCUAAUUCAACCAAUUUCAAAACAUUUAGUACAUGGGUAAGUAUUUCUAUGGAACUGCUGCUUCGUUAGUAGCUCUUGGAAAAUUAUCAAUAGUGCUUGAAAAAUACACUGACAAAGUUUUUGGAAAAAGUGUAUUCGCCCAAGUAUAAUUAUUUUAGAAUUCUACUAUUUCAUUACUAUAAUCUCCGCCCAAGUAUAAUUAUUUUAGGAUUCUACUAUGUCAUUACUAUAAUCUCCGUCCAAGUAUAACUAUUUUAGGAUUCUACUAUUUCAUUACUAUAAUCUCCGCCCAAGUAUAAUUAUUUAGGAUUCUACUAUUUAAUUACUAUAAUGAUUUAAGAAUAGAUUUAUUUUUUAUUUGUUUCGAGUACUUCCGUUCACUGGUACGUAUCAAGUGAUAACAGCUCUUUCCUAGUAAAGAUCUAUUCAGGAACCAAGUAAUACUGAACCGAAGUACAUUAUUACGAUGACCAAUCCACUGGCAUGUGGCAGUAAAAUAAUACACCAUACGCAACCUGUCCUACUAAUUCGCUGAAAGAGAUAAGAUUAUGUACUGAUAACUCAUAGGUGCUGAUAAACGGACUCAUGCAGUGACGAAUUAGCUGUUAACAAAAACGGGCACAAAACAAAGGAAUUAAGGCAUCCAAAGUGAAAAAGAAAAUUAGUAAAAAAACAAAGUGUAAUUGCUAUAAAGGAUUUGUUAAGAGUGUCUAGUGACAAUGGUUUCAGUACAGACGAUAGCCACGAUUGUGGUUAAAACAUUCAAAAUUGUGCUAAAUAUAAUAAUUCUCGUGCUCUAUCGUACUGGCUACAAUGGGGAGUUCCUGGGUGUCGGAGGCACGUGGAACCUCAACGAGGAGAAGAAUCCAGAUGCUGAGAUCGUCGCUUCGGGAGUAAUUGUUGGCUAUCUCAUCUAUACGCUCGUGCAAAUCGUCACAUACCUCUUUGGCACCACCGAACAUAAGAGGGCCUUGUCAGAAAUCAUGAUGAAUUUCAUCGGAGUCUUCAUGUGGAUCGCGGUGGGAGCUGUUGCCUUACAUUACUGGGGAGGCUACCAAGGCGAGCAUCAAUUCCAGUUCGUCUUCGCUGAGAGACAGGUUGGUUUAGCAGUGGGAGCCAUGUGCGUUAUCCAGGGAGCAGUUUACCUUCUCGAUACAGCGCUAUCUGUUAUACAUUACACAAAAGAAAUGUAAAUCUAAGUGUAUUAAUAUAUUAUUUAAAUAGAUCGAUUUAAGUUUAAAUAAUCUACGAAUACUUCCGACCUCUAGUUACCGAAUAUAGGCGUGACCAAUAAUUAUUAUCAAUGACAUCUUCUAGGCAAGUGCGUUUCACCAAGCCGCAAUGCCGUCAGGCAUUAUUGCAGUUAAGCGAUUUAAAUUUGUUUGAUUAAAAUUAACUAUUACAUAAUUGCACUUCAAGAUUUUAGCAAUUGGCUGUGUAAUGUGUAGUUCUUCUAUUUCAUGAUUAAGGCCAAAUUGUAGUAGGUAUAGUUUGAAACUUAGGUAAUAAAUUAGCUUGGGUUGUUUUUUUGAUAUACCAACAGUCUCGCUCAUCACAAACUAUGGACAGUAAUGAAACAAUAUGUUUUAUAACAAGCCUAAAUGAUGUUAUUGAGAUAGAAGAUUCGAUAGAGAUGAAAUUUAUAAUAAGUUAGUAAUACAGGGGUACAAUUUACAACUUCAAAAGUUUCGUAUAUUUAUUUGCUUCAUUGUAUUCAAUAUCAUUAAUUCAUAUUUUAAAGUUUGUGCAUUUUAUAACAGCUCUCCGAUGAUUUUACUUCUGCCUUAUCUCCCACCUCUUUUAUAUUUAGUUAGGCAGUUACUCUACGCUUGAUCAAAAUGUUGUACUUAUUUUUUUAAUGGAAAUAAAUUAAAUGAAAAAAAUAUAUAUU